AUGAAUCGGGAUGAGCAACAGUACGAGCGACACUGCUGUGCCCACAGUUUGGAGCCUAGCCCUCAGGAGCACUGUAUGCUGGUUCCAGAACAGCAGCCGAUGACCAUCUAUGGCGAUUCACACUUUUAUUCGUCCUACCUGCUGAACGACUUUAUUGAUGGCCGCAUAGAUGCUUCACGUGCGAUGGAGCGCUGCAAGGAACACAGGGCUGGGACUCUUUUGGAUUCGGAUCCCGCUCGGGCUGUACUUCACUGUGGUUCCAUGAUUGCCGGGCUGUCGUUGUGGCGAGGGCGCUACGACCGGACCUUCAAGUGGCUAGAACAUUUGCACUGGUUGCGUCGACGUCCGGGCUCCUUGCGGCCUCUCUCCUUGGAGACCGGACAGCCAGUGAGCAGCAUAGCUGAGGCCUCUGUUGGGAGCGAAUGGAAGCUCCGGCACGAUGUGGAGCAGCUGCGGUACCUAUCCAGGCGGCCGCGUCGGCAACAGGUGUCGCCCUAUGCCCCCAUGUGCUCGCCUGACUUGGCAACUAGCCUGGCAGAUGCUGCUGCGGAUCUUCUAGAAACCUUCAGGUCUGGAGGAGAGGAUGGCGCGAAAGAAGCUUUGGCAGAUCAGGGCAAGCUUGCCGCGCACGGCCCUUCAGAGGAAGGAUGUCUAAAUUAG
Durusdinium trenchii is the source of this 660-nucleotide messenger RNA. The record is from the annotation of a GenBank genome assembly. Lineage: Eukaryota; Dinophyceae; Suessiales; Symbiodiniaceae.